Messenger RNA from Ceratitis capitata (Mediterranean fruit fly), 2741 nucleotides. Its product is annotated as sex-lethal homolog. Bases 354 to 1403 code for a protein of 349 amino acids. Lineage: Eukaryota; Metazoa; Arthropoda; Insecta; Diptera; Tephritidae. Gene Ontology annotation, molecular function: RNA binding. The transcript has 7 exons. The record is from RefSeq and is a predicted model, not a curated record. Gene Ontology annotation, biological process: positive regulation of mRNA splicing, via spliceosome; sex determination; alternative mRNA splicing, via spliceosome. Gene Ontology annotation, cellular component: spliceosomal complex.
GAGUUGAAAUUUUUUCGAGCAACAUUUUCGCAGUUGGCUGCGUCAGUUCCAUUUUGACGGCUGUGAGAAAAAUUUCGUACAUUUAACGCGCGAAAUUUUCUCUAUUUUAGUGAAACAGCAACCUAGAUAAACUCCAAAAACUGUGCAAAAAUAAAGAAUAAUCCUAAAAUAUUUGCUACGUUGGAGAACGGUAGCACGAGCACUUAGUUGCAAAAUAUAGACUACCAAAAACGUAAACGUUUUUGUUUCGUGCGUGACGUGAAGAAAAAGUUACAUUCUUUGAUUUCUGCAGCGGCGUGUUAAAUUUUGUUUUGAAGCCUUAACUGAAAACAGCUUUUUUAUAAAAGAAACUAAUGUAUGGAAAUAUGAAUAAUGGUGGCCACGCGCCAUACGGAUACAAUGGUUAUAGACCGAGCGGUGGGCGUAUGUGGGGCAUGUCCCAUUCACUGCCAUCUGGCAUGUCACGUUAUGCGUUUUCACCGCAGGACACAGAUUUCACAUCAUCGUAUCCAGGUCCAUCGAUGAAUCGCCGCGGUGGUUAUAAUGAUUUUUCAGGAGGCGGCGGCGGUGGCGGCGGCAGCGCCAUGGGCUCCAUGAACAAUAUGGUGAAUGCUGCCAGCACAAAUUCGCUGAAUUGUGGCGGCGGUGGUGGCGGGGACGGACAUGGAGGCGGCUCGAAUGGCACAAAUCUAAUUGUCAACUAUUUGCCACAGGAUAUGACAGAUCGCGAACUCUAUGCUUUAUUUCGGACAAUUGGCCCCAUCAACACAUGCAGAAUAAUGAGAGAUUAUAAGACUGGCUACAGUUUUGGUUAUGCUUUUGUUGAUUUCGCUGCCGAAACGGAUUCACAACGAGCGAUAAAGAGCUUAAACGGAAUAACGGUCCGCAACAAGCGUUUAAAGGUUUCAUAUGCUCGGCCUGGCGGUGAAUCGAUCAAGGAUACAAAUUUGUAUGUCACGAAUCUACCACGUACUAUAACCGAUGAUCAAUUGGACACCAUAUUCGGUAAAUACGGCAUGAUUGUACAAAAGAAUAUACUCAGAGACAAAUUGACGGGCAAACCACGUGGUGUUGCCUUUGUAAGAUUCAAUAAACGCGAAGAGGCGCAAGAAGCAAUUUCCGCACUAAACAAUGUCAUACCAGAGGGUGCGUCCCAACCGCUCACCGUACGACUGGCCGAGGAGCAUGGCAAGGCGAAAGCGCAACACUAUAUGUCUCAGCUCGGCUUGAUUGGUGGAGGUGGUGGUGGUGGCGGUGGCGGCGGCGGUGGUGGCGGUGGCAUGGGAGGACCACCACCACCGCCCAUGAAUAUGGGCUACAACAACAUGGUGCACAGAGGUAGACAAAAUAAAUCACGUUUCCAAAAGAUGCAUCCCUAUCAUAAUGCACAGAAAUUCAUUUAAAUAAUGAAAAGAAAAAAUCAAAAAAAAAAACAUUUUUUUUCCAUUAAUCGAUUAAUUGCGUUCGCCGCAGUAGUUAGUUAUGCAUCAAUACAUAUGUAUGACGAUCUAUAAUCUAAAGCGUCUUUGUUGAGUAAGUCAAUAUGACACACAGCGCAGUGCAGGAAUUUUCUUUUCUUUUUUUUUUUGUAAUUUUGCACGGUGAAUACAUACAUGCAUAUGUAUGUAUAUAUAUAUGCUAAAUAUAAACAGACAGCGCGAUAUACUGUGCAGAGCAAUAGUUUUAAAUAAUAACAAUAAAUUUAAUUUUUUUCUCAUAAAAAUCUGAAAAUUACAAAACAGACAACUCCAACUGCAGCAAACUGAAUAAUUCAUAUUUUUUGUAAUUUUUUUUUUGUUCAAUGUUUCUACUUAUACGUAAUGAUUUAUAUAUAUUAUAUAUAUAACAAUAAUAAUAAUACUACUACUACCAAAAUAUGCUGCUGUCUUCUGUUUAAGCCUGUCUUUUGCUUUAACCAGCGAAAUGAGGUGUAAAUGUGUAGGCGUAGCAAAAUAUAUCCGUAAAUAUAUAUAUAUUUUUUUAAAUAAUAUUUUUUUUUAAUGCUUAAAGGUGGAUGCCGAUGUAUUGUAAUUGUGUAAUUGAGUAAAAUAAAAUAUUUAAUAAUACAUUGUAUACAUACAUACAUAUGUACAUAUGUAUAUAUACAUUUAAAAUAUUAUACUAAAACUUAAAACUCGGAAAUUACAUAAUUGAGAGGAAAAUGAAAAAAAUUGAUAGAAUUCAAUUUAAUAAAAAGAACAUAGUUGAAAUAGAAACAGUAAUUUCAUUAACUCGGCUAUAAUCGCGGAAGCGGAGCUACGCCAGUGAAGAAAACUGUAUUAAAUCGCAAUCGAAGAAAUUUACUAUUAAAUUUAAUUUUUAUACAAAUAAAACAUUUCGGCUUGUGUUUUAAUAAAUAAUUGUAUGUAGAUUUGGGCAUCGGCAUUGACCACCACAAGCAAUAUUUUUCUCUUAUUCACUUCAACGAAUUCACAGCUAAACAGAAAUAUUAUAUAUAUUUUUAAUAUUUUCGUUGAUAUUAUUUUGUUUAUUUUUUUUUUUCAUUUUUCUACAUAUUUUUUAAUUUGUCUAAAAUUUUUUUUUAAAUUAUAGUAUUGUUCUUUUCUUAAUUUUUUUGAAUAAUUUUUUUUUUUUUAAAUUGUAAAUGCAAUUACUUCUACAACAAUUUUACACUAUAAGUCAACUUUUCAAAAACUUAAUUUCUUGAAAUGUAUACAUUAUGGCAAAUUUCAAUUGGAAAAAUUAAAAAAUUAGCAACAAAAAAUACAAAUAAAUAAAAA